Molecule: messenger RNA, 3524 nt
Organism: Sarcophilus harrisii (Tasmanian devil)
Lineage: Eukaryota; Metazoa; Chordata; Mammalia; Dasyuromorphia; Dasyuridae
Gene: BBS2
Product: Bardet-Biedl syndrome 2
Exons: 17
Coding region: 157-2325 (722 amino acids)
Biological process (GO): non-motile cilium assembly
Cellular component (GO): membrane; neuron projection; BBSome
Molecular function (GO): protein binding
Source: RefSeq, a predicted model, not a curated record
UCCCCAGGGGAGAGGCGUGGUUGGGCCGGGACCGAGGCCGCCUGAGGAAUAGCCGCGUCGGCCCGCGCAGCUUCCUGCCGGUGGCGGAGACUCCCAGAAUCUGUGCCGGCUUACUGUCCCGCCCCUGGGACCCGAGGAGAAGCCGCCGGCGUUAUCAUGCUGCUGCCCGUGUUCACUCUGAAGCUGCGCCAUAAAAUCAGCCCUCGCAUGGUGGCCGUGGGUCGCUACGACGGGACUCACACGUGCCUGGCGGCCGCCACCCAAGCUGGCAAGGUUUUUAUUCACAAUCCUCAUGCUCGUAGACAGCACCUAAAUACACCUCGUCUUCUCCAGAGUCCCCUUGAUGCAGAUGUUUCUCUUCUCAACAUUAACCAGGCAGUCAGCUGUCUUACAGCAGGAGUACUGAACCCUGAACUAGGAUAUGAUUGUCUUCUGGUGGGAACCCAGACUAAUCUUUUGGCCUAUGAUGUUUACAACAACUCAGAUUUAUUUUACAGAGAGGUUACAGAUGGGGCAAAUGCAAUAGUACUUGGGACAUUGGGAGACAUUGCAUCACCUCUUGCGAUUAUUGGUGGAAAUUGUGCUCUUCAGGGCUUUGAUUUUGAAGGAAAUGAUCUAUUUUGGACGGUUACUGGAGACAAUGUUCAUUCCUUAGCAUUGUGUGACUUUGAUGGAGAUGGGAAGAAAGAGCUUCUUGUUGGGUCUGAAGAUUUUGACAUCAGGGUUUUUAAAGAAGAUGAAAUUGUGGCAGAAAUGGCAGAAACAGAGACAAUUACUUCUCUUUGUCCAAUGUAUGGCAGUCGUUUUGGAUAUGCCCUUUCUAAUGGCACAGUUGGUGUUUAUGACAAAACAGCACGAUAUUGGAGAAUUAAAUCUAAGAAUCAUGCAGUGAGCAUUCAUGCAUUUGACCUUAACUCUGAUGGAGUAUGUGAACUUAUCACUGGUUGGUCUAAUGGAAAAGUUGAUGCCCGCAGUGACCGAACUGGGGAGGUCAUCUUUAAAGACAACUUUUCUUCAGCAAUUGCUGGUGUGGUGGAGGGAGAUUACAGGAUGGAUGGCCAUGUGCAGCUAAUCUGCUGUUCAGUGGAUGGAGAAGUACGGGGUUAUCUCCCUGGUGGUGCAGAAAUGAAGGGCAACCUGAUGGAUACAAGUGUAGAACAGGACCUGAUCAGGGAGCUAAGUCAGAAGAAACAGAACCUGUUGCUGGAACUGCGCAACUAUGAGGAAAACUCCAAGCAGGCUGAAUCAAGCAGCCCAAUGAAUGAGUCUGAUGCACAGCGGGGAAUUAUCCCAGCCAACACCAAGCUGCAGACAUCCCUGACAGUGAAUAUGGGCUCCGACAGCCAAGCUGCUCAUGUGGAAUUACAGAUCUCAACUUCAAACGACACCAUUAUCCGAGCAGUGCUUAUUUUUGCUGAAGGAAUUUUUCCGGGUGAAAGCCAUGUGGUGCAUCCCAGCAUUCAGAAUCUUUCCAGCUGCAUCCAAAUUCCCAUCAUGCCACCAAAAGAUGUUCCUGUGGACUUGCACAUGAAGACUUUUGUGGGCUACAGAAACAGCACUCAGUUUCAUGUGUUUGAAUUAACACGACAGCUCCCCCGAUUUGCCAUGUAUGCGCUGAGCAGCCCUGACUCUAUCAAAGAACCACUCAGUUUUGUUAACUUUACUGUCAGUGAACGGGUACAAAGGGUUGUCUUGUGGCUGAACCAGAACUUCCUGUUACCUGACGAUAGUGAAAUUCAAAGUGCUCCGUUCCAAAUCUGUUUCACAUCCCUACGAAAUAAUGGACAUCUCUGUAUAAAAAUAAAACCAAGUGGAGAGAUAACUGUCAAUACUGAUGAUAUUGAUCUGGCUGGGGAUAUCAUCCAGUCUAUGGCUUCCUUUUUUGGUAUUGAAGAUCUUCAGGUAGAAGCUGAUUUCCCUGUCUACUUUGAGGAGUUACGGAAAGUACUAGUUAAGGUGGAUGAAUAUCAUUCUGUGCACCAGAAACUCAGUGCUGAUAUGGCUGAUCAUUCCAAUUUGAUCCGUAGUUUGUUGGUCCGGGCUGAGGAUGCACGUCUUAUGAGGGACAUGAAAACAAUGAAGAAACGCUAUGUGGAACUUUAUGACCUUAACAAGGAUUUGUUAAAUGGUUAUAAAAUUCGCUGUAACAACCAUACAGAGCUUUUAGGUAACCUAAAAGCAGUAAACCAAGCUAUACAAAGAGCUGGUCGUCUUCGAGUUGGAAAACCAAAGAACCAGGUGGUUAGUGCUUGUCGAGAUGCAAUUCGGAGUAACAAUCUCAAUGUGCUAUUCAGGAUAAUGCGUGUGGGUACAGCUUCAUCAUGAGAGGUCAAAGAUGAUGAAAUGGUACCAGUCAUUGGGAGUGUUGGAGUUUUUUACCUUAGGCCCUUUAAAAUUAAUCCUAAAGAACUGAACAUUUAAAAAAAUCUUAAAAUGCCAUGAUUAUGAAACACAAAAUGAACCAUGCCCACGUUUCACUUGUGAAGCACCAUUGCUGAAAAAUAUUUGCAUUUUCUACUUUUAAAUGCUCCAUUUUCUUUUAGAAGAAUACAAAAUCAGUAUGUAGGAGAAUGAAAACUGAUAGGAAUAUUUUGAAACUAGUUGCUUAUAAUUUUUUCUUCAUGAAAUUGUUAUCUUAAAAAAUGUUUAAACUUCUUUUUUUAUAGCUAUAUCCAAUUUUUAUUAAAAUUUAAAAGUACCUUUGUGUGUAUUCUGGUUACUUGAAAAUCUUAGUGCUUUUGUUUCUAAGACUUAACAUGUAUUUGCUUCCAUUAUAAUUAUUAAAAUUGUGUUUGGAAUCUCGAUUAUAGGAGCUCUUAGGUUUAAAGUUUUCAAACAGAAUAACUUCUGCAAUUGAGAUUCUGAGAGUUAUUUGGGGACAUUGAGAGGUUAAGUGACUUUUCCAGGGUCAUACAAUUGGAAUUUACCACAAAUGGGACUUGAUUUUAGACCUUUCUUUCUCUAGGAGAGCUAGCUCUGUGAAAAUUAGUCUUGAUUUUCUAUUUUAUAAUUUAUUUCAUUGAUUCUAUUUAAAAAACAUUAUAUUCUGUAAUUUACAUCAGCCAUUUUUCUGUCUGAAUGUAGAAGCUUAAGAGUACAGAAAUUUAGUCUCCCUCUUAAAUUAAAUUCAAAGUUAAAAGAAAACUUUGAGUUAUGAGUUAUUUAAGAGAUUCAGUACCCUUAUAAAACACUUUAACUCUUGGGGAAUUAUUACCUCACAGCACAACCAGCAUAUCCAUUUCAUGCCCAGGAAACUUAGUAUCCCUUAUUAACUUCAUGCCUCCAGAAACUCCAUGACAUCUGUGCUUUCCUUGAAUGGACAAAUUGGGGGCAGCUAGAUGGUGCAGCAGAGCGAGUACUAGCUCAGGAUUCCAGAGGACUUAAGCUUAAUCAGGCUGUGUGACACUCGGCAAGUCACUUAACUGCAAUUAUCUUGCUUUCCAAAAAGAGUAGAGAGGCCUCAUCCUUGCCAAUUAAGGGUGAUUUCAUUCUCAGGUGCCUAUGAGUCUCUUUUUGUCCACUAU